AUGGAUCCCCAGUUCCGACAGAGUUGGCCAGAUGACAAUACACCCGCUCUCGAGGGCUGGGCCGGCAUCAACAUUCCGACCCAGUGUGCGGUUUGCAGCAAUCCAACCACCAGGCAGUGCUCCGGCUGUGUCAAUGGGCUUGCAUAUCCCACUCCGGGUCUUAGCAACGUUUAUUAUUGUAGCCGUGACUGCCAGCAAGUCGACUGGCCAUGGCAUCAGGAACUCUGCAGCAGGUUGAAGCUGCGAACAAAGAUCCAUCGGAUUGCAACCCUCCUGAAAGCAGUCAUGCUUGCGUACCGAGAGAUUGUCUAUGAUAUGGACAUCACCGACAUCACAAGCAAAGAUGGCAUGUUUCGGUUCAUUCAGAUCAACCACACAGGCAACAAUUGUCUGCACCGCGUGCAUGCUCCUUUCCCGAACAACAUCACCACCAAUCCCGAGCACAAGGAAGUGGCUCUGCUUUUCGAACAAGGCACGGCAGCUAUGGCUCUGCUAAGCCGCUUGACCAAAAAGCUCCUCAUAGGCCUGGACGUGACGCUUGUCCCAAUGGAGAUACUCAUGAAAAAGCCGAAGGUGCCAGCCAGAAUUGGUCCAGGCCGAAUCCCAGAAUACUUCCCACAUACAGUCUGGUUCAUGGAAAUAAACCGAAGCGGCGAGGUCUGGAUUCUCGACCCAACAGGCGCCCAAUAUGGAAUCCAAGAUGUGUUCGUUCCCUGGAAACAUUACAUGAAUGAGUAUGAAUGCUGCUUCAUCGGCCACUACCCAUAUCAUAGGACGGAAACAGGGGAUCUGGAUUAUUUCGCUACACUCCCACAGGCGAGAAAACUCGCAGCCAAGAUAGCGGUGGAGCGACAGGCCCGCAUCGUCUUCUCGUCAUUUGUCGACUAUCUGGUGAUAGGGAACUUGCUCGAUGUGUCGGAGCCCGAGUUCAAGCGGAGGGUGGAGGGAUUUCUGGAGAAUCUGAAGGAACAUAUGAGCAGGUAUUUCCACUACAAGGAAGCAAAUGCGUAG
This is a messenger RNA of Penicillium pulvis, 1011 nucleotides long. Its product is annotated as zinc finger MYND domain-containing protein. The transcript is spliced from 2 exons. The record is from RefSeq and is a predicted model, not a curated record. The coding region runs from base 1 to 1011 and encodes 336 amino acids. NCBI's taxonomy places the organism in Eukaryota, Fungi, Ascomycota, Eurotiomycetes, Eurotiales, Aspergillaceae.